This is a messenger RNA of Linum trigynum, 2362 nucleotides long. The record is from the annotation of a GenBank genome assembly. NCBI's taxonomy places the organism in Eukaryota, Viridiplantae, Streptophyta, Magnoliopsida, Malpighiales, Linaceae.
UCGAGUUGUUGGGAGAAUGUUAUGUUGGAUCUUAUACAGGCCCAUGUAUGGUACUUAACCACUUCCUUACACGCCCCCUCAAACGAAAGCCGACUCAUGGGCUUGAAGUUUGCACAUGCCCGCCAUACCAUGUGCUUGAAAGACAACGGUUAAUAUUGGGGGUCGUGAGGACUUGAACACGUGACCUCAAGGACAAACCAGCUCUGAUACCAUGUCAUAAACCAGUUGGUCCCAAUAACUCGAGUUGUUGGGAGAAGGUUAUGUUGGAUCUUAUACAGGCCCAUGUAUGGUACUUAACCACUUCCUUACACGGUCGAACAUUGUUCGGAGAGGUGUGAACCGUGUUGAUUGUCGUUGUUCAAGAAGUCAAGGUGCAUUCAUUGUGUUCAAGGGGUGUCAAGUUGAUUACAUGGGCUUGGUGACAUGCUGGAAGGUAUCAAGCCGAUGAGACGGCUUGGUAACAACCAACAAGUUAAUGAGGAGGACUUGGUGUCAUGAGAUGGUAGCGGCCUACCAACUAGUCACCAAGGCAGCGACAAGUGGCCCCUAAGGCGGUUGGAGCAAAAGGCCAGCUAGCAGUUACUACGACGGUUACCAAGGCAGUUACACCCAGUGGCUAUAAAUAGGAGAAACGAAGACGAGAAAAGAGUUCCACAACCAACCAUUCGACACACUAUGUUCACACCUACUGCUAUGGAGGUUCAGUGAGAGCUCCGAAAAAACAUCAAACACCCCCGUUCGAACAUUGUUUGGAGAGGUGUGAACCGUGUUGAUUGUCGUUGUUCAAGAAGUCAAGGUGCAUUCAUUGUGUUCAAACACAAAUUUUUCCUCGCCGGAAAACAAAUUGGCACACCUGGUGGGACUCUGUGUGUUUGAUUUGAUAGCUCCACGACUGAGAGAACAAGAAGUUGAUUAUUCACCAGGAGUUGUGAAGGAGUUGGCGGCCAAGUUCAAAUUUGGCCAAGCAUCAGUAAGUGUUGUCGGAAACAAUGGCAUGAUUCAGAUAUUGCCACCGGCGGCACCUUGUGCCGAUGUAACCACCACUGCCAUGUCAUUGUCACUCCGCUCAAUAGUGGAUGAUAACUGCAAGAUGGUGGUGGAGAACCGUCAAGUGAUGGUGGAGAUUCGUUGAUUGAUGGAAGAGAGUUUGAAUGGACUUGUUAGAAGUUCACAACAGACAAGUCUAAAACUUGCUUCUUUUAGUUCUAUGUUAGAUAGACGUUUGGAUGAAUUGCUUGAAGCAACUACAGAAAAUACAAAUUGCUUGGAUAAGUUUAAAAAAAUAUUUUAUAGAACAAGUGGUGUGAGAAAUUUCUUUACCAAAAAAUGCUAUAGAUCCGCCACCAAGUAUUGCUACUUAGUAUACAAGUAUCCUGUUCUCCGGUGGCCGGACUACGCAGCCACGGUCAGGGAACUUACCGCCUCCGGAAAUGAGUCAACCACCUCUUCAACAAGGCGGUUAUGACAAGAAUAUUACUAACACAUUCACCACCCAUGUAAAGCAACCGCCGCCUGUGCAGACAGUUACUCUAAAAACUGUCUCAGAGGCUAGACCAUUCUUGAACAUGAGAGUUGGUGGAGGGUCACUAGCUAUGGAUGUGCUACCACAAGUUUGCCCAACCUCGUUGCCAUCGAUGCUUAAACGGUCUGGUGGAUGCAAACCACCAAGGGGGCAGGAAGAGGUGCAUGGAAGGCUACCACCUGACAAGUUGAAGAUGAAGAGUCAGGCUGGGGGGCAAGUUGAUGUCAAGAAAGGUGAACAAAAUGGUGUGUCCAACAGAACACCAUAUUUAUUUUCUAAGGAUGGCAUGGGGGGCAUAUCUCCAUCUCCAUGCAGUGGGCAGGGGGGCAUGUCAUCAGACAUGAAGGAUGGAGUGAGUGGCAAGUCUAAGUGGGUGUUUCCUACCCAUGCCACCUAUAAUUUUCAUAACUUUGACAACGUGUCAAAGAGUGCACAAGGAGGCAAGGCCCCCUUGUAGCAUGCCACCCAUGAAGGGUCAACAAGGGGGCAUAUCAUCAACCACAAACAAUAGAAAGAUACACAUGCCCAAGAAGCCACACAUGCUUGUAGUAAAAAUUGUAGUGUAUUUGAGUUUGGCAAAGGGGGCACGUCAAAAACCAUGAACAAGGCCAUGGGGGGCAUUUCUCCAACCAGUGGAAAGGGGGGCAUGUCACUGACAGUGAAGAAACGAGUGGAGAACAAGUCUAGGAGUGUUCAUCACACCCAACCCACUCAAAAAAUUUCUAAGUAUGAGAUGACAUUAAGGGAUGGACGAGGAAGCAAGUCCAUGCCUAAAGCCCCCCAUUGCAUGCCAAACAUGAAUGCCAAACAAGAAGGUAUGAAUAAGACAUCUCGACACAC